GGCCUCAAUAGAUGGGCGUUGCCUCGACUUGUUUGUUUGUCUCCUAACUGGUCUCAUAGCAGCUUCUCUAUAGACAGUGUGUCCUUGAGUUGCUGCAACUAUGAGCUCCAUACUGGACAGACCCAGGCUCGUCACAGAAGGUGCUCGGCCUCAAGAUGGUGUGCCCGACAUGACUGUUAUAAGUGAGAUAGAUGAGUAUGGCAUCAAUACAAACCUCAAGGUCCGCUUCCACCAGGGGAGGAUCUAUACAUACACUGGCACUAUCCUCGUGGCAGUGAAUCCUUACUAUAUGUUGGAUAUAUACGAGAAGGACAUGAUUGAGCGUUACCAUGGCCACCAGAUGUCGGACGUUCCUCCUCAUGUGUUUGCUACUGCUGAGUCAGCACUUGUAUCGCUUCAAGACGAGCGUUGCAAUCAGUCGUGUAUUAUCAGUGGAGAGAGUGGCGCUGGCAAGACUGAGACUACCAAGUUCAUUCUGCAGUAUCUAUGUUCUGUUACGUGUUCAGUAACACGGUGGGUAGAGCAUCAGAUCCUCGAAGCUAACACUGUCCUAGAGGCAUUUGGCAAUGCUAAGACUGUGAGAAAUGACAACAGCUCCAGAUUUGGCAAGUUUAUUCAGGUGUGCUUUGACAACCGUACUCAGAUCAGUGGCUGCAUCAUCCAGGACUAUCUGCUUGAGUUGUCUCGCAUCAGUUUCCAGUCUACAGAUGAACGCAACUAUCACAUAUUCUAUCAGUUGGUGGCUGCAGGAAUGGCUAACAAGGAAAUGCGUAGGGAGUUGUUGCUAGAGCCACCAUCCACCUACAAGUACCUCAACCAGAGCGGCUGUUACACACUGGAGGGAGUUAAUGAUGUCGAGAUGUUUGACCAGUUGAGACUAGCACUUCAAGUGCUCAAUGUUUCUGAUGACCUUUCCACUGGUAUAUUCCGUGUGCUCUCUGCUGUAUUGUGGAUUGGUAACCUUGACUUCCAAGACACUGAGUCUGAAGCAUGUCAGCUCACUAAGGAAGAUGGAGCUGUGAUUGUCAAGAUAGCUAAGUUACUUGGUAUUUCAGAGGCUCAGAUGCGCAAGGUUUGCACUACACGUCAGAUCACAGUCAAGGGAACCACCACUGACAUCGCCCUCAAGUUCCAUGAGGCACGGGAGAACAGACAUGCCAUGGUAAAGGCACUCUACUCAAGAACCUUCUCUUGGUUGGUGCAUCAGAUCAACUCUUGUACUAACCCUGGCACUGAGUCUGCAAGAUUCAUCGGUGUUCUCGACAUAUUCGGCUUUGAGAACUUCAAACACAACUCGUUUGAGCAGCUAUGCAUCAACUACACUAACGAGAAGCUUCACAAGUUCUUCAAUCAUUAUGUCUUUCAACUGGAGCAACAGAUUUACAAGGAGGAGGGUAUAAACUACUCGCACAUUUCCUUCACUGACAACUCUCUCUGUUUGGAGCUCAUAGAGAAACCUCCCAAGUGCAUCAUUAGGCUGCUGGAUGAAGAGUGCAGGUUCCCACGGGCCACGGAUGAGUCGUUCCUUCAGAAGCUUCAUCGUGAGAUGGGUGCUCAUGGCAACUUUGUCAAGGGAGCAGACAAACGAUUAUGGAGUGUAGAGUUUGGCAUCACGCACUAUGCUGGUCCUGUCACUUACAGUGUAGAGGGCUUCCUAGAGAAGAACAAAGAUGUGCAACAAGAUAUGUUUUUCGAUUAUCUCGAGAGCUCCAGUUCUCCGUUCACUCGAGAGAUCACAAAGUUCAGGGACUUGCUGACUGCUUAUAUGGAGGGGGCCAAGAGUCAAGCAACAAAGUCAAGGGGUUUGAUCAGUGCUACCAAGACAGGCAAAGGCAAGCCCACAGUGGGGGACACGUUUAGAACCCAGCUACUGGCUCUUGUGGAUGUCUUGGAUUCCACCACUCCUUGGUAUGUACGUUGCUUGAAGCCUAACAACAGCAAGUCUCCCAAGUUGUACGAUGAUGACCUCAUCGUCACUCAACUACGAUAUUCUGGAAUGUUGGACAUUGUAAGGAUUCGGCGAGAAGGUUAUCCCGUUCAUGUUCCAGCUCGAGAGUUCCUCAACAAAUACAGUUGCCUAGCAACCAAAGAUCCACUACCAGCCGAUGAUAAGAAAGCUGCUGCUCUCAUUCUCACUUCCCUCAAGCUACCAAGCACAGAGUGGCAGAUUGGCAAGAGUCAAGUGUUCUUACGGAACAGUGUGUUUGAUCCUCUAGAAGAGAGAAGGAAGGAACUAUUGAGUGUCAAGAUGAUCUUGUUACAGAAGGUGUGGAGAGGAUGGGUGGCUCGCAAAGCUUUCCUGCGUCUCAGGUCUGCUGCACUUGUCCUGCAGAAGAUUUAUAGAGGAAAUCGACUUCGUGUACAGUUUGUAAGAAUGCGACGCGCUGUGAUUGUUCUUCAGGCACACUAUCGCGGCUGGAUGGCAAGAGAAUUGGCUGCUGCAUUGCGUAAGAAACGAGCUAAAGAGUUGGCCGAGAGGAGGAGGCUACAAAGGUUGGAGGAUGAGAAACGAGCCAAAGCCUCUGCCGAGCGUACGAUGGAAGAAGCGUACAAAGCUGCACAAAUGGAGCUACUCACACUAGCCAAAAUGGCCGAACACAAAAGCAAAAAAGCUGUCAACAAAACUGGAGAUGUAGACCUUGAUAAGAUGUUUGAUUUCCUAUCAGAUGGGCCUAAGGCAGUGGGCAAGGAAGAGAAAGACUUCCUAGCUGGGAUCACUGCUGAUCUAGAGACCAUGUUUCAGAGCUCUGAAGCUGCAGAGAAAGCAGCUGAGGUAGGACGUAAGAAGCCGUCACGUCGUGCCCCAGCCCCUCCCUCAGCUAAAGGGGAGCUAUCACGCACACAACGUAGACAAAGGAGAGUCAUGAAGAAGCUGCUGGGUGUGGAAGAAGAUGCGAAUAAGAAGGAAGAAGCGUUUGACCCAACGGCAUAUCCUCUUCUCAAGUUUGCUGAGAUGUACUUCAAUGACUUCCCUCGUGACACUGGUGGCUUCAGUACUCUCAGUUUGCGUAGAGCCCCACGAGUCAAGGACCCAGUCUCUAAGCAAGAUAUGCUCUCCUUCAGCAAGUCGAGUAGUCUACCAACAUCCAUUGUGCACAUGCAUGACCCAGAGAAUGUGAACCUGGCCUGUGGUAUAUUCAAGGAUCUGUGUAAGCUGCUGCGUGGAGACCUCAAGGCAGAGCAAUACAAUCUCAUCAUUCAGAGCACCAUUGCAUACGGUAUCGAGCGCCCUGAACUAAGAGAUGAGAUAUUUUGUCAACUGAUUCGUCAGAUCACAGACAACCCGAGUGAUGAAGCUGUCUCCAGAGGCUGGCAUUUCCUCACUCUGUGCACCAUUGCCUUCCCACCCAGCAAGAACUUCAACAAGUUUCUCCAGGCCUACUUUCAAACGUUGAGUGAUGAUCGUACCAUUGGUCGCUAUGCAACCGCUUGUCUACACACUAUGAGGCUAACCAAAGUAUCGGCACGGCGUUUGCCACCGUCCACCAUUGAGAUGGCUGCGGUCAAGAAUCUGAACCCGCUCAUUUGUAGGUUCUACUUCCUGGAUGGCAAGGCCAAGGCAAUGGGAGUAGAUCCUUCAGCCACUGCACAGGAUGUCAUCCGCUCUCUGGCUGAUAAGAUUGAGCUACAGAAUGUGGAUGGAUGGGCUCUCUAUGAGGUAAAUCCUGAGACAGAGCACUUUAUAAAGAGUCAUGAAUAUUUGGGAGAUGUCCUUUCUCAAUGGGAGAGAGACAAACGAUCCUCCAUCACCAUGACGAUGUACACAACUGUCUCUAGGAAACCUUCGUACACCUCUGCACUCGGAGGAGGGGACUCAAAGUUUGUGUUCAGGAAGAGAGUGUUUCGACACCCCAAGGAGAUACCAGAGGACCCAGUCGAGUAUCACCUCAUGUAUGCCCAGGCAGUCAACUCAGUAGUCAAGGUGGAUGAGUUCCCUGUGAAUGAAGCUGUGGCUCUUCAGUUGGCAGGUCUGCAAGCACAGGUUCUCUGGGGGGACCAUUCUAAAGCACUUGCUAAUCGAUAUGAUGAGAUUGAGAGCUUCCUACCACAGAGAAUAGUGUCAGGGAAUCCAGCACGCACACGUAAUGAAUGGAAGGCGGCCAUUGGUGAUGCACACAAGAAAUAUGGAACUGGGAAGACUGAAAUUCAGGCCAAGGUCUGGUAUUUGACUUCAGUGAAGCACUAUCCUCUGUAUGGUAGUAUGCUCUUCCCUGUCUAUUACAAGGGUUUCUGGUCCUAUCCCAACAGCCUACUACUGGCUAUAGACCUGCAGGGAAUCAAGUUUGUCAACACCAAAAGCAAGCAGAUAAUGGCAGAGUAUGCCUACAAUGCUCUGGCUAGUGUGGAGGUCAACAUUAUUGAAGAAGUGAUCACUCUCUGCAUGAAAUCUGGUGGACCAGAGGAGCAGAAAGUGUUCAGCUUUGAGACAGGCCACAAGGAAGACAUUGCUAACCUCAUUGCCAGCUACUCUCCAGUACACAGCAACUGGCAACGAGUGGGAGAGGCUAAAACUAAAGCUGUGCGUCUGUCAGAGGAGGAGAGGGCAAAGCUGUGGCAAGAAGUGUGGAGUUGCAGAAGAGCCUUAAUGGAACACAAGAUGUUACAAGAACCUCCAGACAAAGGCAACUUCCUAACUACCACCCUCAGACGGUAUAAUCGUGCUCGCUUAGAGAAACUCAAGAAAGCACGAGAGGAGAAAGACUUUGAGAAGAUCUUCAAAGCCUCAUUUUGGUCGUACAGUAAAAGCAUGCUCAAGCAGCCAUUGACUGUAUUGGAAGGGGAGACUGGAGGGGAACUAGAUACCAUGGCCCUCACUCUCUUUUACACUGUUCAGCAACAUGCCGGCAUUACGCCAUCAUCGGGGUCAGGGUUCGAGGAGGUGGACCCAGACGACUGUGUCACGAUGGUGCAGCUCUCUCUUCAGAAAUGUCUUGAGAAAGAGGCACUUUGCAAUGAGCUCUACCUACAGCUCAUCAAGCAGACAACUGACCAACCAGACCCUAAUGGAAGAAUCAACAUUCAGAACUGGCGUUGUCUAUGUCUAUUGGCCGGAGUGGUGGUACCUCGCAACAGAGCUAUAGUCAACUAUCUCCAGGCUCACUUGAGGCGCUGUGGUGUUGAUGUAGCUACUGAAGAGGGGAAGUUUGCCCAGUUUGCCAUGCAGUGUAUGAGUCGCACUCAAACAGCCAAGAACAGGAAGUACCCACCGUCCUAUAGAGAAGUGCAGUGUGUCAUCAGAAGACGUCCUAUACACGAGCGCUUCUACUUUAUGGAUGGUCAGUUCCGAGCUAUAGAGUUUGAUGCAUCAGCCACGACACAAGAGGUGGUGGAGGUUGUCAAGGAUCGUGUUGGUCUCUUGCGUGGGGCACAAGGAUUCUCAUUGUUUGAAGUGUUUGGUCAAUUGGAGAGGAACAUGCUUGUCAAUGAAAAGGUGGCAGACGCCAUGUUCAAGUGGGAGAAGUAUGCACGAAGUACCAACUCCCCCAAGAUACUCAAGCUUACAUUCAAGAAACGGUUGUUUGUAAAACCCUUUGUGAACCCGAAUGAUCCUGUUGAAAUGAACCUUGUUCUCCAUCAAGCUAUUGAUGAUGUAGUGAGUGAUAGGUUCCCUGUGAGUGUGUCUGAAGCUGUGUAUCUGGCUGCUUUGCGAGCACAAGUGGUCCUGGGGACAGUAUCAGAGCAAUCAAACCUUGUCGACUACACGACACUAAUUGAGCGGAACAUACCCAAGCACAUGCGUGGGCGUGUGCGCCCUGAGGACAUUGCUAGGAAACACAGGGAAUAUAGUGAUCUGACAGAGAGUGAUUGCAAUGAAGCCUACAUGAGCUUUGUGCGAACAUGGCCCCUCUAUGGAUCCACCAUAUUUGAUGUGUUACAAGGUUACACGACCACACUACCCAAGAACCUCUGGCUGGCUGUCAAUCAAACUGGCAUACACAUACUCAAGCGACGAGAUAAGGACUCUCUUGUUACCUAUGAGUACAAGAACAUUGUCAACUAUAGCCCUUCGCUCAAGAACUUGAUGAUUGUUACUGAAAGUUUGACUCGAGGCACUAAGUUUGUGUUCAACACUAGUCAGGCCUCCCAGAUUGCCCACCUUAUUCGUGACUACACACACCUCAUUGUGGAAAAGCAGAGAAAAACUGGACCUGUAAAUAAAAGAUCAUAACAUUGUAACUAUGAAGGCAGUAGCUGCCUUCAGUUGUAGUAUUAAUUUUGUGUCGACAUGCCAUACACACAAGUAACGUUUAUAUCAUGCCGCUUAGUUUUUUUGUUGUAAUGAGGUCAAAUUAAUAAAACUGAAUUAUUUAAUGCAAAUAGUGUACCUAUCAUUAUAUGUACUAUAAUAUACUCCGGCCCCAGAGGAUCGAGGUCCGACAUGUGUGCAUGCAUGUGUGCACGAAUCACGUUCAGUACAUUGAUGUCAUUGCGGUCACGUGAUACCAUCCAGGCCAAAUGCACUGAACCUAACUCUAACCCAUCCAAUGAAGAAACCGAAUGCUGGAGAAACCUUACAUUAAUUGUCUGCCUACCUUCAGGUACACACCACAAAUUAACUUAAUUUUAGUUGUCAGCAUAUGCGCAUGUCAUGACAUAAUUAUCGAUAGAGCACAUGUCAUUUGCAGCCACGAUCUAGGCAAAGAGAGAUCGAGCAAGGCGCGCGAGGUGUGGUGUACUGCCGGCUGUCUCCUAAUGUACGUCGGUAAACUUUUGAUAACUACUCAACGCUGCACAGCACAGGAUUCAGCAUUCAAUCACUCUCAUAAUUUUAUUGUCAUUUCAUCUUUUAUGGGGGACGCCCCACUCUUAAUUUUUAUCACUGAAUGGCUGCUGACGUACGUAUAUAUAAGAGCACUACAAGAUACGACAGGAAAGGGUCAGUAUAAUAAUUAUGUAAGUGAUGUAGUGUACUAUCUUCUGGUAUUCAGCCCCUUUAAUGAGCACAGGAUUAUAUAGAUCUCCAAGCCAUUAGUUACAUCACUAUAAUUAUGCAAUUAUCUGCUGUAUUUCAUAUUGUAAUGAUUCAUUGGGUACUGACUUUAUAUGGAUGUAUGGAUGGUGCUAUGAUUCUUAGCCUUCCAGGCCGCAACAUAGAAUGCUGGCUUUCUGAUCGAGGAGAAGAUAAUCUGUUAUUGGCCGGGGAUGGAGUGGAUCUACCUCUGAGAGACAAAGGGCCAUGUAUGUGAUUUUCUGACAGGAAAGGCUACUCUAAACAGAGGGAGUCGGCCACACAAGGUAUAGUCUAAUAAUUAUUGUACGGUACUUAGAUGAUCUUCUCGGUUUUGGGUCAGAUGCAAUUGCCUUCAAUCACUAUAGCCAGUUAAAACAUUUCUUCUACUCUGGCUUAAGAAAUUGUAUUUUAUUAUUGUACCCAGCAUUGACCUCUACUACCGUGUAGCGGGAAAGUUCGUUAUUUGAGCCCUCGAGAAAUGUUGUAUAGUUGUUCACAUUUCAAUGCCAGGAAACCACAGCUUUGCAUGGUGCGUGGGAGUGUCUUCCAUUUAUAUUACAUGAAGUGUGAAGUGUGUUGUAAGUUUGUACAGAGAGGACUCCCAUGGUGGCAAUGAUCUGAUGAUGGCUCCACUGCUCUGAUGGACCAAUGCAGGAGAAGUUAUUCUGUAUAAUUAUUACACUAAAUUAAUGUAUGCCACUGUUUGGAUCGGUUUCUGUUCUGCUCAGCUUCUUCCUCCAACUUGCUUACGCAGGCUAAGCUUAUUCUUAAUUAGUUCAUUCUUAGUUCAUUCCAUAGUCUAGUAUUAUUGUCGGUUUGGUUGUUAUGUUUUUCACCUGGUCAUACGGAAUCACUUCAUUAAUUUUUAUACAGUGCAGACCGCACCUCUAUCCACACAUUGUACCUGCACAUCCUGUAUAUAUGGGGCCACACCCCCACUCACUGUACUGAUAUGUGGUCACACCCCCAUACAUGGUAACCCUCUUGACCACACCUCCACCCAUGCAUUGUGUCGUACAUGCUGUGUUUUUGUGUACAGUACACAUCAUCCGUGUCUUUAUCCCCACACCUAGUCGGAGGGACAGCAAGUUCUACUAAGAGCCAGCAUCACCAACUAACCAACACACUACAAAACCUACCUACUACCAGCUAGGACAGCACACCACCCGGGACAGACUCUACUAUACCAUGUAAUACGCCUUUGUAUUAACGAUCAUGAUACAAUUUGCUGCCCUCCCUCGCCCAUGGAUUGAAUAAUUAUGGACACUCGCAGGAGACUGACACACAAUAAUAGACACCAAAGGGCCAGUUACUGUAUCAUGUACGAAUAUUCUGUUGCUUGUACAUUUCGUAACAUUAUCAGUAAUUGACUGUAGAGUAGCUCCCCUUUCUUCAUCACUCAAUGCAGGCAGUGUAUGUGAUUUUCUGACAGGAAAGGCUACUCUAAACAGGGAGUCGGCCACACAAGGUAUAGUCUAAUAAUUAUUGUACGGUACUUAGAUGAUCUUCUCUGUUUUGGGUCAGAUGCAAUUGCCUUCAAUCACUAGCCAGUUUAAAACAUUUCUUCUACUCUUGGCUUAAGAAAUUGUAUUUUAUUAUUGUACCAGCAUUAGGUAGUUAACUCCACUUAUGCAUUGACCUCUACUACUGUGUAGCGGGAAAGUUCAUUAUUUGAGCCCUCGAGAAAUGUUGUAUAGUUGUUCUCAUUUCAAUGCCAGGAAACCAUAGCUUUGCAUGGUGCGUGGGAGUGUCUUCCAUUUAUAUUACAUGAAGUGUGAAGUGUGUUGUAAGUUUAUACAGAGAGGACUCCCAUGGUGGCAAUGAUCUGAUGAUGGCUCCACUGCUCUGAUGGACCAAUGCAGGAGAAGUUAUUCUGUAUAAUUAUUACACUAAAUUAAUGUAUGCCACUGUUUGGAUCGGUUUCUGUUCUGCUCAGCUUCUUCCUCCAACCUGCUUACGCAGGCUAAGCUUAUUCUUAAUUAGUUCAUUCUUAGUUCAUUCUAUAGUCUAUAUUAUUGUCGGUUUGGUUGUUAUGUUUUUCACCUGGUCAUACGGAAUCACUUCAUUAAUUUUUAUACAGUGCAGACCACACCUCUAUCCACACAUUGUACCUGCACAUCCUGUAUAUAUGGGGCCACACCCCCACUCACUGUACUGAUAUGUGGUCACACCCCCAUACAUGGUAACCCUCUUGACCACACCCCAAUCCUAUGCUGUGUUUUUGUGUACAGUACACACAUCAUCCGUGUCUUUAUCCCCACACCUAGUCGGAGGGAGCAGCAAGUUCUACUAAGAGCCAGCAUCACCCACUAACCAACACUCUACAAGACCUACCUACUACCAGCUAGGACAGCACACCACCCGGGACAGACUCUACUAUACCCAUGUAAUACGCCUUUGUAUUACGAUCAUGAUACAAUUUGCUGCCCUCCCUCGCCAAUGGAUUGAAUAAUUAUGGACACUCGCAGGACAACUAAGAGACUGACACACAAUAAUAGACACCAAAGGCAGUGUAUGUGAUUUUCUGACAGGAAAGGCUACUCUAAACAAAGGGAGUCGGCCACACAAGUCGGAGGGAGCAGCAAGUUCUACUAAGAGCCAGCAUCACCAACUAACCAACACUACAAGACCUACCUACUACCAGCUAGGACAGCACACCACCCGGGACAGACUCUACUAUACCAUGUAAUACGCCUUUUUAUUACGAUCAUGAUACAAUUUGCUGCCCUCCCUUGCCCAUGGAUUGAAUAAUUAUGGACACUCGCAGGACAACUAAGAGACUGACACACAAUAAUAGACACCUAACUGCAUUUUUGCCAUUAAUAUAAUAAAAAUAAUUUUGCCAUUAA
This is a messenger RNA of Halichondria panicea, 9801 nucleotides long. Its product is annotated as unconventional myosin-X-like. NCBI's taxonomy places the organism in Eukaryota, Metazoa, Porifera, Demospongiae, Suberitida, Halichondriidae. The transcript has 31 exons. Gene Ontology annotation, molecular function: cytoskeletal motor activity; protein binding; ATP binding. Gene Ontology annotation, cellular component: cytoskeleton; myosin complex. Bases 101 to 6169 code for a protein of 2022 amino acids. Gene Ontology annotation, biological process: signal transduction. The record is from RefSeq and is a predicted model, not a curated record.